This is a messenger RNA of Camellia sinensis, 279 nucleotides long. Lineage: Eukaryota; Viridiplantae; Streptophyta; Magnoliopsida; Ericales; Theaceae. The record is from RefSeq and is a predicted model, not a curated record.
AUGAUAGAGCAACUAUCAAGAAACAAUGUUCUUCCUCCACCUGAUGAGGGAACUGAUUCACUCAUUGCCAAGCUAAGAGGAUAUUUAUACGAAAAGAAGUGUGUCAUUGUGUUUGAUGAUGUAUGGCAAAUUGGCUUUUGGGGAUCCAUAAGACAUGCUUUACCCCAAAAUAGCAAAGGCAGUAGGGUAAUUAUUACUACAUGCAAUGAACAGGCCGCUGCUUUUUGCAAAGGAUCUUCAAUAGGGCUUCAAUCCCCAUCUAAAGAGAAGGCUUGGUAA